CCGGCUUAGACGUGCUGCAACUUCGUACUGACGGACCUUGAGACAGUGCACGGAACAUACGCUGUACAGUACGCGUACUUUGUUCCACGCCCGUGGCGAAUCACAAUCACAAUAUUCACCGAAGACACAGAUGGUACCCCUGGUCCACAGCCUAGGAGUCGGCCGUUGUCUUAGUCCCAGGGCUAGAUAUGUCGGGCUGCAUCUCGCGUCACACUAGGAACCCGUCUAGAACGUCUCCAGAGCAGGUGCUAGAGGGGGAGCGGCGGGAAGUCGUAGAUACUCCUGACCCUCGCCGUGCUACCUCAAGCCACCAAGCGGACAAGAACGUGAGUUCGACUUUUCGCGUAAGGAGUCUAUUAGACCUUCCCUCGUCGCGGCACUCACGGCAUGGUUCGAGUGUUGGAACUACUGUGGGUAUCCCUCCUCCGUAUUCUGGUCGAGGACAUGCACGCCUGCCAUCGUCUCCUUUGCGCAUGAGCUCAUCUGCGGAUUCUUCAUCUCCCGAAGACGUUCCUUCUGCCGAUAUGGGCCAUGCCGAUAGGGAGUCAGAUGGCAUAGAGUCCGCGCUCAGCGAGGGACAACCUGUAGACAGGCUGCGAGCAUUGGAUAUCCAGUGGGAUUACAUGGAAUCCAAUGUUCCAAACGCUGAUUUGCAGGAGCGAACCAUGGAAAAGCCCAAGGCGGGGCAGAAUAGACGAUCGAUGGUUAUCUCCGGUUUUGCCAGAGGGAGGGAUUCCGUACGACGCAGCAAGUCGGCUCGCGGCACGUCUCUGGAUUCUCAGUCUCCCGCCGGCCUUGGACGCCCCCUUUCACCACUAAACCGUUGGCUCCACUCUAAUCCCUUCGGUCUCGGUUCAAAACCAGGUAAAACAAUCAUUGACAAGGGUAAAGCAACCGACAUGGACAGCGAGCAUAAGCACCCCUCAGAUGAUGCGCUUGCUAGUCCGACUAACUCCCAAGGGGAUGGCUGUCUUCCAAAGGAUCUUGACGCCAACGAGAAUAGUCCAAUAGAGUCUAGCAAAGAAGAAGGGGCUGGCCUCAUAGCCUCUAGCGAUGGCAAGGCGGCAGCUUCCGACUCUGAAAAGAAAUCAGACAGUGAGGCUGACCCUUCUAAGAUCUCUUCAGAGAACAAAACUAUCGAGGAUAAACAAGAAGAUAUAUCGCCUAUAGAGCAUGGCCCGUUAAAGGCAGUUCUGGCUAGUGCAGAGAGGGAAAAAGCCUCGAAAAAGUCCAAUGGGCGUCGACGCUCAAGUUUUGAAUGCUCUACUUCAACUGUGAAUACGCCAUUUGGAUCCGAUGACGAGGCAGAUCUCUCAGACAUCAGACGUGCCCAGCAGCUCACCAUCCAAAUGUCUGCGAUUGAUAGUUCCAUUCCCAAUAGAUCCGUCAGGACAAUUGUCCGUGGUGACUUCCAUCGAAUCGCCAAGGAAUCAGAAGAUGGUGAUCGCAAACAGCGCAAGUGCCUGGUAGCUACCGACCUCACUGAGGAAUCUGUGUAUGCUUUGGAAUGCACCAUAGGUAGCAUUCUUAGGGACGGCGAUACUAUGUUUGCUGUUUACGCCACCAAUGAGGAAAAAGAAAGCGGCAGAGAUACUGAUGUCGAAUCUGCUAGGACCAGCCAAGACGGUGGCUCUCAGACAGAGGACGAGUCAGCUAGCAACGACCCCCAAGCCGCCUAUCUACCUCGUGCCUUUUUUGGUCGCUUUGGCGGUGCGUCUCAUCAAGACAACAAGACAAGCUCUUUCGAAUAUUCUCAUGGCUCAUCCAAGAUGGAGUUGGAACGCACCCAUGCUGUUGACACCAUUACCCAGACGUGUCUCAGGUUGCUGAGGAAGACCUUGCUUCAAGUGCGGAUUGCCGUCGAAGUAAUACACUGCAAGAGCCCCAAGCAUAUGAUCACUGAAGCUAUCGAUGAACUGGAACCAUCUCUUGUUGUUGUCGGAGCCAGAGACCGAAGCGCGCUGCGAGGUGUUCUUUUGGGUUCAUUCUCAAACUAUCUCGUGACUAAAUCAUCUGUUCCUGUUACGGUCGCACGGAAGGGACACUCUAAGCACAAGGCGAAUAUUCGCUUCGCAAACAACCUGAUAGCUCCAAGGGGACUGCCAGAAGCAAAAGUAGAUUAGCGGCUACAGCUCUGUCCCACGAUCUCGAGACUCCAGCUUGCUGCAACACCAGGCAGUGUAUUCUCAUUCCAUUGGGAUACCACAUUUUCGACAUUUUCUGUUCUGUAACUGUAUGAUUUGAUACCCCUGCCCAUACAAGAUUGAUAUUUCCUUUGUUCUUCUUGCAAAUCGGGUAUUUUUUUUUUUUUCUUUCCAGCUUUCCUCACAUCUCAUUGCUUCAGCAGUAGGCAAGUCAUUCCUCUCCAUACAGAACACCUCUUGUGCUGCCUUCCUUCUUCUUAAGAAGCGACAAAAUUUCUCAAUGAAUGAGCAAAAGCAGAGCAAGAAAAAAAAGGGCCAAUUCUCUGUUUUAGCAUUUGUCAAUAUGGGUCUCAAGUCAACCUUGGAGGGAGAGGAUGGGUUUUCAGAAAGACAAAGAGGUGUAGUUAGAAUCAGAAUCUCGCAAGG
This is a messenger RNA of Monascus purpureus, 2570 nucleotides long. NCBI's taxonomy places the organism in Eukaryota, Fungi, Ascomycota, Eurotiomycetes, Eurotiales, Aspergillaceae. The record is from the annotation of a GenBank genome assembly.